AUGACCUCGGCAAGGAAGUCACGAUCAUGCCCGCCUAGAGUCCCAACCUGGAUGGCCUCUAUGAGGACUCUUCCCGAUAGUUUGGAAGGUCAGCAAAUUUGGGAAGUCGGGCCUGCUUUCUCCGGAGCCCAGGUCGAGAGUGGGAAGGUCAUCAGCGCUGCGACCUCCGUCAAUAUCAAUAACAGCAAGACAACCAUUUUGACCAACGAUGUCUAUCAUUUCUCUCCCCCUCAGGCGGGAACCUCUGGCAUCCUGCAGGCCCAGAACCACACUGGGACUAUCCAAGAAAUAGCAGUUGUCCUACUUUUUGGUUCAGAAUUCUCAUCAUGCUUUACUAAAGCCAUUACACGUGCCUGUGGUGCUGCCGUCAAACUAUUCGCUACGAUCGAGCGUGUCCCUGAUAUCGACUCUGCAAACCCAGGAGGACUAAAGCCUUCAAAAGUCACUGGGGAGAUUACGUUCAAGGAAGUCAAAUUCAGCUAUCCGUCUCGCACAGAUGUUGCAAUUCUCAUGUUUUGUGACGGCAUCGUUGACCUUCCAUGGCGUGCUAACAACACUCUGAACCCUGAAAACUGGAGACCAGCUGCCAGGUGA
Molecule: messenger RNA, 594 nt
Organism: Suillus discolor
Lineage: Eukaryota; Fungi; Basidiomycota; Agaricomycetes; Boletales; Suillaceae
Exons: 6
Coding region: 1-594 (197 amino acids)
Cellular component (GO): membrane
Molecular function (GO): ATPase-coupled transmembrane transporter activity; ATP binding
Source: RefSeq, a predicted model, not a curated record